AAUUAUUCAGUCUGUCGUAUGCUACUUGUAGAUGGGCUCUCCUCCGUAUAAAGUCAAAUCGGUCGCUGUGAUCGGGGCCGGGGCCGCUGGUGCGGCGUGCGCAGCGGCUCUGAAAGCCGAAGAGUGCUUUGAGACGAUCAAGGUCUUCGAGCGAAGGUCAGGCGCUGGAGGCACCUGGAUCUACGACCCCGACCCGGAACCACUGCCACUGUCCCCAGGAUCUUUACCUCCCGUGCUCGAUCCGCCGAUAGCACUUCCAAAUGGUCCCUUCCCACAAAGGCUGCCGCGUCCGAAGCGCCAGCAACGAUUUGAAAAAACGCCCAUAUACGACCUGUUGACGACCAACGUCCCCGACAUUGCCAUGUCAUUCACAGACCUGUCCUUCGCAUACGGCCCAUUCGCUCCUCACUACAUUCCCAGACAGUAUAUCGAGAACUACUUCUCCCACCAUCGAUCAGAUGGUUACCUGGUUCUCGACACGACCGUGGAAGACGUCAGCCUGGUCGAUCGCACGUCCAGGCGCUGGAGACUGACGUUGAAAAAGACGGAUGGCGAUCACGAAAUCUGGUGGCAAGACGAGUUUGACGCGUUGAUCAUUGCAAACGGUCACUACUCCAUUCCGUUUAUUCCUGCCGUUGAUGGGCUUGCCGAUUUCAUUGCGAGCUUUCCCGGGAGAGUCGAACACUCCAAGACGUAUCGCUCCCCAGGCCGUUACGCUGGUGAAAGAGUCCUCGUGAUUGGGAACUCGUCGUCAGGUCACGACGUUAUCACGCAGCUGCGGGAGUCCGGCGUCUGCAAGCCACCCAUCUACGUCUCGCGACGAUCACGAUCACGCUGGGACGGAGAGAAACCGCCCCCUGGGGUUGCGUGGAAGCCGAUCAUUAGGAGAUAUCACGCAGAAACCGGAGAUGUGGAGUUUGUGGACGGCACGAGGCUGGCGAAUGUUGGGCGCAUCAUCUACUGCACCGGCUACCGGGCUUCGUUUCCAUUUUGGAAUGCAAAAACCAACGGACGACCUCUCUUCGACUACGAGAAAGACCUCCUCAUCAACAACUUUCAGCAUACCUUCUUAACAGACUUUCCUACGCUGGGAAUCGUCGGAAUGCCGCGAGUGCUUACUUUCCGGUCAUUCGAGUAUCAAGCCAUCGCGUUGGCUCGACUGUGGUCCAAUCGAGCCGCCCAUGCACUUCCUGAUUCAGCUGAGCAAAGGAAGUGGCUAGAGCGGCGCGCCGACCUGACACGCCAACAACGGAGGAGGUUUCACGUAAUCGAUUGGGAUACUGGAGAGACUAUGGAGUGGUUUCGAUAUCUGUUCGAGCUCUCUGGUCUGCCGGUGUUGGAAGGAAUCGGGCGCUGUCCGCCAACACUGGGCGCCGCUACGAGAUGGGCUAUCGAGCAUGUCAAGAAAUAUCCGGAACACGAGAAAGACGAAGGUGCUGAAGGCUGGGAAAUGGUCAAUGAAAAGGACACGCUGUGGUUCAUAUAGAGUAGAGCGCUGAAUCUAUGCAUUUUUUUUUUCUU
Neohortaea acidophila is the source of this 1521-nucleotide messenger RNA. RefSeq lists its product as uncharacterized. Bases 32 to 1486 code for a protein of 484 amino acids. Gene Ontology annotation, molecular function: N,N-dimethylaniline monooxygenase activity; flavin adenine dinucleotide binding; NADP binding. The record is from RefSeq and is a predicted model, not a curated record. NCBI's taxonomy places the organism in Eukaryota, Fungi, Ascomycota, Dothideomycetes, Mycosphaerellales, Teratosphaeriaceae. The transcript is spliced from 5 exons.